AUGGCAAGCAAUGGGUAUACUACCUUCCAAUUUCCUCGUCUUACAAAUGAGAAUUAUGAAAAAUGGUGUCUUUGCAUGAAAGCGUUAUUAGGCUUUCAAGGUGCGUGGGAUAUUGUACAAAAAGGCUAUGAAGAGCCUCAAGAUGAAGAAAGCUUAUCUCAAGAAGAGAUGGAGAAUUUGUUGAAGACAAGGAAGAAGGAUCAACAAGCCCUUACUCUCAUCCAUCAAUGUUUGGAUGAUCAUAUGUUCGAGAAAGUUGUCUAUGCUACUACGUCGAAGGAAGCUUGGGAGAUCUUGGAAAAAUCCCUCCAAGGCGUCGAUAAAGUGAAGAAGAUAAGGCUUCAAUCACUAAGGAGUGACUUUGAAGCUUUGAAGAUGAAGGAAUCCGAAUCAAUAUCGGAUUAUUGCUCAAGAGUAAAGGCAAUUGUCAAUCAAUUGAAGAGAUAUGGAGAUAAAAUAGAAGAUGUUCGUGUGAUGGAAAAGAUCCUUCGUUCCUUGACUCCAAAGUUCGAUUAUGUGGUAUGUGUGAUUGAGGAAUCUAAAGAUCUUGACUCCAUGAGUCUUGAAGAGUUGGAAGGUUCUCUACAAGCUCAUGAAGAAAGAAUGAAGAGGAGACACGAAGAGCCAUUGGAGCAAGCCCUUAAAGCUCAAGCUUCUUUGAAGAAUAAUGGAGGAUUUAGGAGUCAACGAGGACGUGGACGAGGAAGAGGUCAUGGUCGUUGA
Vigna unguiculata (cowpea) is the source of this 723-nucleotide messenger RNA. RefSeq lists its product as uncharacterized. The record is from RefSeq and is a predicted model, not a curated record. Lineage: Eukaryota; Viridiplantae; Streptophyta; Magnoliopsida; Fabales; Fabaceae.